AUGAGUGUGGCUCUGGGCAUUGAUUUUGGGACGACCUAUACAACCGCUGCGUAUUUACAGAGUGGGACUGGAGAACUCAAGCAGAUCUUGUAUGACGGUGGUCUCUUCCCCUCAGCUGUCAAGUUCAACAAGAACGGCAAGCCCACGGCGUGUCCCAACAUGAACAAUGCGCUUCUGAAGGACACAGCCAUAAAUCCAAAGCGUUUAAUCGGAAGAUCAUACCACAACUCCUUUGUUAAAACUCUUCGAGAUGGGUGUGGGCUUCCGCUUUGUGAGAUGGGUCCAUGCUCAGACCAGUACAAGGAUAGCUGUAUCCAUGAGAUAGGCUAUCGGCUGCCCAACUCCAAGACAAUAUCAGCUGUUGAUGUUUGCACAGAGAUUUUUAAAAAGGUGAAGCAAGUUGCGGAGGAAAGUUCUGGAUAUACAUUUACUGAUGUUAUAAUUACCAUUCCCGUGCAGUAUACCUGGGAGCAACGACAAGAGACAUAUCGAGCUGCCCAAAACGCAGGAUUCAAUGUCCGUUGUCUCCAAUACGAGCCCGUGAUGGCCGCGUACGCCUACUGCAAGAGGAAGCACAUUAGCCAAGGCAAGUUUUUAAUCUACGAUUAUGGUGGGGGCACCUUCGAUGCCGCCGUCGUGAGUGUGGAGAACAAUAUCUUUCGAAUCGAAGAUACGUGCGGCGACGCGAAAUCGGGCGGUGACGACAUCACAAACAGCAUCUUGAACGAGCUGCUGCAAGUCCGCCAAAUGAACGGAAUCCAGCCCCCAAACUCCCAACUGACCCCCGAAGAGAGAUUUCGACUAAAAAGAGAAGCCGAAAAGCUGAAGAAGCAAGCGAAAAGCAGCGAAAUUACAAUCGAUUUCCAAUCGCUUUUUGGAAUUCCAAAUCGAUCUGUCAAACUCUCCAUCCUCACAAACGACAUCCGAGACCACGUCCAAGCCACCAUCAACAAGGCUCGUCAUCUCGACGAGCAAUAUCACGUGGAUCACGUGCUGAUGAUUGGCGGGAGCAGCGCGUUUUUUUACUGCCAGCAGAAAAUGAACGCUUGUUUCGGCGAGCGGCUGGUCCAGGGAGUCGAUGUGAGCUACUGCGUGUCACAGGGAGCGGCGAUGUGCACGCAGGACUUGCAGGUAGAGAACGCCGUGCCUCAAAUCCGCAAUCAACUGCAAUGCACUUUAGGGUUUGAGACAAAGAGAGGUUCUUGCUAUUUCUGUAACGAAGGGGAUUUGCUGCCUCGAGAAUAUAAAAGGAAUGUGGUGUUGGACAGAGAUUCGGAUGUGAUAAAUACGGUUAUAGUGGAGAAGCGGAAGGGAGUGGAGUCGCUGGCAGGAACGAUGCUGAAGAUUCGGCUGAAUCGACAGUACCCGAGAAAUACCAAGUUUAUGUUGUGUUUUGCGGUAAAGAAUGAUUUGUUGUUUUAUGUUGCGGUACAGGAUGAGAAUGGAAACAUGGCUGCACCUAUGAAAAAAAUAAUGCUUCACUAGAGUUUUGUUUGUU
Blastocystis hominis is the source of this 1498-nucleotide messenger RNA. RefSeq lists its product as hypothetical. Gene Ontology annotation, biological process: cellular response to unfolded protein; protein refolding. Gene Ontology annotation, molecular function: heat shock protein binding; ATP-dependent protein folding chaperone; ATP hydrolysis activity. NCBI's taxonomy places the organism in Eukaryota, Bigyra, Opalinata, Blastocystidae. The transcript has a single exon. Gene Ontology annotation, cellular component: cytoplasm. The record is from RefSeq and is a predicted model, not a curated record. Bases 1 to 1485 code for a protein of 494 amino acids.